AUGGGAUAUACCACUCGGACACUCCUGCCCAUACUCAAUGGCGCUGCCUGUUGCGGCUUUAACCUGACAAAUGAUUCUACCUUCGUCCAUGGAACUCCUGGAAUUUCUUUCCGUCAGACAGAACCUAUCCAGGGUAACAGCAGCGGAUCAAUCUGGCCCGGAACUGGUGAAGGCUCACAGUACUUGCACCAAGAUUCAUUAUCCCAGGGAGGGAAUGCACAAAAUGAUUUCUCUGAUUCUUUCCAUUCUUUUGGCCAAGCACCUGGCCGAAGUGUCCCAAGGACCAUGUGGAAUACCGGGCUACUGCCUGCCGGUGAAGAAAUGUCACGCUAUCCAUCUCAGGAUUCAAUAGGAGCCGCCUCCCAAGGGACCACUCAUUCGUCCUCCUUAUCUAACUCUUAUGAUCAGACUGGCUCUGUGGGAAUGUACCCCAGUGUCUCACAGAUGUCUUUCCAUAUGUCAUACGCUAGAUCAGAUGUCACAGGCAGGUCACCCAGCCCUGAUAACUCUGCUUUAUAUACCCCAACCCAGGUGGAUCUUCAGGCCUUCGAGAGCUACCCAUAUGGGGCUAGCGAGGACAUUUCGGGGAGCCAUCCUCUUUUCCACCGGAAUUCUGAUGUUGCAUUGACCUCAGGACACUCAUUCAGUAUGUAUCCUACUACUGAAGAUGACGCAUUUGCGUCCACAUUGGCCUCUGCGCACCUGCCAAUCACGCAUGAUGGAAUCUACAAUCCCAAUGGUAUGAUGGACUCUCCAACCGUAUGGACAAAUGGCCCCAAUUUCCUGGAUUCGCAAAGGUCGUCUCCUGCACUUGACGACUGGACUCUCCCUCCACCACAUUUGACAACUUCUACGAGCAGCAGCCCUUUGGACUACUCACCCAGUCUUGAAGGUUUAUCGCCAAGGUACGUUCAAUGCGUCCCGGAUAUGGUAAUGCCGCCUCCUUACAAGACCGAUGACAGAACCGUGAGAAAGCCUAUUGGCCCGAGACAAUCUAAAGUCGUUAGCGAUUUGGCAUCCAGAAAUCGUAGUCUGGUAGAGACAUCCGAGACUCCCGAUGAGUCUCUAAGGUUUGUGGGCCGCUCCAGCCUGGAGGUUGACAAUAAUGCCCGGGACCAUCCCUAUUACCACAAUGUGACUCCCCAAGCCGAUGGGCUCUACCACUGCCCAUGGGAAGGCAAGCCGUCUUGCCAACACAAGCCUGAGAAGCUCAAGUGUAAUUACGACAAAUUCGUGGACUCUCAUCUGAAACCCUACCGGUGCAAGGAAUGUGAGAACUCCCGUUUCUCUUCCACAGCCUGCCUCCUUCGGCAUGAGCGUGAAGCCCACGCUAUGCAUGGACAUGGCGACAAACCAUACUUGUGCACGUAUGAGGGCUGUGAGCGCAGCGCCCCUGGGAAUGGCUUUCCUCGCCACUGGAACCUCUGUGACCACAUGAGGCGAGUGCACAAUGAUCCAGGACCCUCCAAAAGCAGCGCCAGCGGAUCUCCUCCCCCAUCCGGUGGGACCGUACGAGGAAAGAACAAGCGCAAGGCUGAUGCCACUGAACCACCCACUGAGAAGCCAGUGAAGAGAGUUGCCACGCCUCCUGCGGCGGCUCGUGAGCCGCAGGAGCCCAGCCUGGUUUCUCGUUACCAUUCGAGCAAGCAAAAACUCCUGGAAACCAUGAAGCAACUCCAGGAUCCUAGGGAUGCUAACAAUAUGGCACUGCUCCGCAAUGCAAGCGAUUGCCUCAAGGUAAUGGCCCAGACCACCCAGCGCCUCAAUUCCGCUCCUGCCACGAGCCUGAACUUGAGCCAGAAAUCCUCUGGCUGA
Amorphotheca resinae ATCC 22711 is the source of this 1815-nucleotide messenger RNA. RefSeq lists its product as hypothetical. Bases 1 to 1815 code for a protein of 604 amino acids. The transcript has 3 exons. The record is from RefSeq and is a predicted model, not a curated record. Lineage: Eukaryota; Fungi; Ascomycota; Leotiomycetes; Helotiales; Amorphothecaceae.